AUGCGGCAAGCACGGCGACGGCCCCGGCGACGGUCAUCGAAGCUCGUGGUCCAUUGCGUGAGGAGUGAGGAGUCUCAAGGCCCUCAGGCCCUCGUGCGAGCUUACGGGACCGAUUUGAAUCUUAGACUGGCCAGGUUGAAUACCUUCGAAGAGGAUCUCGGAAUCAACGGCAGCCACCACAAUACUGCCGUAGCUGUCCUAAAAGCAGGUUACAUGGUUGCACGACUGCCAUCAAAGAUGUUGAUAACUAGGGUCUACUCAUGCAUCUACCUAUCGUGCUGCGCACUGGUUUGGUCCGGAGUCUCUGCUACAACAGCUACGACCAAAAGCUUUAGCUCGCUUAUUGCCGUUAGACUAUCCUCCUCCAAGACAGGUUCCGCUGCCAAGUGGAGCAUAUUUGAAGGACUUCGUCAUCUUGCGGCAGUCUGCAUGGCUACCGACCGAGUAUCGACUGCUGAGGAGAAGCAGACCGUUCGGAAUGGCCUGAAACUUGCCGUCCCUGACUACAGGACUUGGGUCUUCGUCGUCACCAAUAUUUGCAUGAUCUCGAGCUACGGCUUUAAUAAUUUCUUCCACAACAUCGUCACUGGUUUCGGCAUCAGCUCACGCGCGGAUUCUCUACUUAUGGCGGCAACCCCUUGUAUCGUCGGUUCUAUUAUGUCUUUCGUCGUAGCUUUCAGCUCCAACCGUCAUUAG
Molecule: messenger RNA, 696 nt
Organism: Verticillium alfalfae VaMs.102
Lineage: Eukaryota; Fungi; Ascomycota; Sordariomycetes; Glomerellales; Plectosphaerellaceae
Product: nicotinamide mononucleotide permease
Exons: 5
Coding region: 1-696 (231 amino acids)
Cellular component (GO): membrane
Molecular function (GO): transmembrane transporter activity
Source: RefSeq, a predicted model, not a curated record